CGGGAGACGUCAGUGGCUAGGCGCAGAGGACGAGGGACCUUCAAACUCCUCCUCGGAGGCUCUUCUCCACCCCCUUUGGCCCCUGCCCUUGGAGAAAGUGGAGUGUGGCGCUCGGGCUGCUGUUAUUUCUCAGGACUGCCUGGCGGUGGCCAGAUUCAGCCUCCUGCCCGGCGGGGCUCUCUGCUGUUCGCGCGUCUCUUGGUGGCGUUCCCCUUCCCCGCACACCUCUGCCGACGAUGAGGAAAGGUCUACGGGCGACAGCGGCCCGCUGCGGACUGGGACUAGGAUACUUGCUGCAGAUGCUUGUGUUACCUGCCCUGGCCCUGCUCAGCGCCAGCGGCACCGGUUCGGCCGCUCAAGAUGAUGACUUUUUUCAUGAACUACCAGAAACCUUUCCAUCUGACCCACCUGAGCCAUUGCCACACUUCCUCAUUGAGCCUGAAGAAGCUUAUAUUGUGAAGAACAAGCCAGUGAACCUGUACUGUAAAGCAAGCCCUGCCACCCAGAUCUACUUCAAGUGCAACAGUGAGUGGGUUCACCAGAAGGACCACGUAGUAGAUGAGAGAGUAGACGAAACCUCCGGACUCAUUGUGAGGGAAGUGAGCAUUGAAAUUUCACGCCAGCAAGUAGAGGAACUGUUUGGGCCCGAAGAUUACUGGUGCCAGUGUGUGGCCUGGAGUUCAGCAGGCACUACGAAGAGUCGGAAGGCGUAUGUGCGCAUUGCCUAUCUACGGAAGACAUUUGAGCAGGAACCCUUGGGAAAGGAAGUGUCUCUGGAACAGGAAGUCUUACUCCAGUGUCGGCCACCUGAAGGGAUCCCAGUGGCUGAGGUGGAGUGGCUAAAGAACGAAGACAUCAUUGAUCCUGAAGAAGAUCGGAAUUUUUAUAUUACUAUCGAUCACAACCUGAUCAUCAAGCAGGCCCGGCUCUCAGAUACAGCAAACUAUACCUGUGUUGCCAAAAAUAUUGUUGCCAAGAGGAAAAGCACCACAGCCACUGUCAUCGUGUAUGUUAACGGUGGCUGGUCUACCUGGACAGAAUGGUCUGUGUGUAACAGCCGUUGUGGACGAGGAUAUCAGAAACGUACGAGAACCUGCACCAACCCAGCCCCACUCAAUGGUGGGGCCUUCUGUGAGGGGCAGAGUGUGCAGAAAUUAGCAUGUACUACGUUGUGCCCAGUGGACGGCAGGUGGACAUCAUGGAGCAAAUGGUCAACCUGUGGGACUGAAUGCACCCAUUGGCGCAGGAGAGAGUGUACAGCACCCGCACCCAAGAAUGGGGGCAAGGACUGCGAUGGCCUGGUUCUGCAAUCCAAGAACUGCACCGAUGGGCUGUGCAUGCAGGGAUUCAUUUACCCCAUUUCAACUGAACACAGAACCCAGAAUGAAUAUGGAUUUUCUUCUGCUCCUGACUCAGAUGAUGUGGCGCUGUACGUUGGGAUCGUGAUAGCUGUCACCGUUUGUCUGGCGAUCACUGUGGUGGUGGCCCUGUUUGUCUACCGGAAGAACCACCGUGACUUCGAGUCUGACAUCAUUGAUUCCUCAGCACUCAAUGGCGGCUUUCAGCCCGUGAACAUCAAGGCUGCCAGACAAGAUCUCCUGGCAGUCCCCCCUGACCUCACUUCAGCUGCAGCCAUGUACAGGGGACCUGUCUACGCUCUGCACGAUGUCUCAGACAAAAUACCAAUGACCAAUUCGCCAAUUCUGGACCCACUGCCCAACUUGAAAAUCAAAGUGUAUAACACCUCAGGUGCCGUCACCCCUCAGGAUGACCUCUCUGAGUUCACAUCCAAGCUGUCGCCCCAGAUGACCCAAUCCUUGCUAGAGAAUGAGGCUCUUAACCUGAAGAAUCAGAGUCUCGCGAGACAGACCGACCCAUCCUGCACAGCGUUUGGCACCUUCAACUCACUUGGGGGUCACCUCAUCAUUCCUAACUCAGGAGUAAGUUUGCUGAUUCCCGCUGGGGCCAUUCCCCAAGGGAGAGUCUACGAAAUGUAUGUAACUGUACACAGGAAAGAAAAUAUGAGGCCCCCCAUGGAAGACUCUCAGACCCUACUGACCCCUGUGGUGAGCUGUGGGCCUGCUGGAGCUCUUUUGACCCGCCCCGUCAUCCUCACUCUGCAUCACUGUGCAGACCCCAAUACUGAAGACUGGAAGAUCCAGCUCAAGAACCAGGCAGUGCAGGGACAAUGGGAGGAUGUGGUGGUGGUGGGAGAGGAAAACUUCACAACUCCCUGUUAUAUUCAGCUGGAUGCAGAGGCUUGCCACAUCCUCACAGAGAACCUCAGCACCUAUGCCCUGGUUGGGCAGUCCACCACCAAAGCAGCAGCCAAACGUCUGAAACUGGCCAUUUUUGGCCCCCUCUGCUGUUCUUCCCUGGAGUACAGCAUUAGAGUUUACUGUCUGGAUGACACACAGGAUGCCCUAAAGGAAGUUCUACAGCUGGAGAGGCAGAUGGGUGGACAGCUCCUAGAAGAACCCAAGGCUCUUCAUUUUAAAGGCAGCAUUCACAACCUGCGCCUGUCGAUUCAUGACAUCGCCCAUUCCCUAUGGAAGAGCAAAUUGCUGGCUAAGUAUCAGGAAAUUCCAUUUUACCACAUCUGGAGUGGCUCGCAAAGAAACCUCCACUGCACCUUUACCCUGGAAAGACUCAGCCUGAACACAGUGGAGCUGGUUUGCAAACUCUGUGUGAGGCAGGUGGAAGGAGAAGGGCAGAUCUUCCAGCUCAACUGCACUGUGUCAGAGGAACCUACUGGCAUCGAUUUGCCUCUGUUGGACCCUGCAAGCACCAUCACCACUGUCACAGGACCAAGUGCUUUCAGCAUCCCUCUCCCUAUCCGGCAAAAGCUGUGCAGCAGCCUGGAUGCCCCCCAGACAAGAGGCCAUGACUGGAGGAUGCUGGCCCAUAAACUCAACCUGGACAGGUACUUGAAUUACUUUGCCACCAAAUCAAGCCCAACUGGUGUGAUCCUGGAUCUCUGGGAAGCACAAAACUUCCCAGACGGAAACCUGAGCAUGCUGGCAGCUGUCCUGGAAGAAAUGGGAAGACACGAAACAGUAGUGUCCUUAGCGGCAGAAGGGCAGUAUUGACCGGCCAUACUGGAACUGAGGGACAAAAUUACACACAGGGAGUCUGUGUCCAGGGGAACCACAGCUGAGGAGGAAAUCCAGAUGGGACCAAGGCACUUUUCAGGCAAGAUGACAGCAGGAAAGGUGGGGGACAGACACAACCACCAAGGUACACGCCCACUUCAUUCGGACAGCACCACCACGGGAGUUAAGAAAAAUUGUGUAAAUUUGUACCUUGAAUUUCAAAGUCAAUCUAAUUUUCUCUUCGUUGGGCUGUAUGCUGUAUGGUACAGGAUCUUACAGUUUCCUAGGAAACGCUUUUUAUUGCUAUCCAGAUGUAUGGAUAAACUUUCUUAACAAACCCAGUUUCUACAAACGUUGUUUACAUCAAAUUGGACAGGGAUGCAGACACUGUCCAUGGCUUGUUCUAUUUUUGUUCCAAUCAUUUGAAGUUGAAGCUGUGGACGGUUUGUUGAGUCUAUUUAAGAUUAGUAAUUUACAGAGAAAUCACAGACUUUUGCUACAAAUCGUGUACACCAAGUGUCUCAGAUAACCCUCCCAUCAGUGUUCUGUUUCUGAAACUUGUCGGACCAGUGUUGGCAUUUGUAUCAGGGAAGUGGAGAAUCUAAAAGGAGAAAUGACUAAGAUUCCUUAUGCCAUAAGGUAACCAAAUUGGUUUCCUUAGGCAACAGAGCUGUAGCAUUGCAGGGAAGAGAGUGAUCAUGUUCCUCCACACAAACAUCUGUACCACAUGUGUUUGUAAUAUGCAAUUUCAAGUGCUUUUUAAAAAUAUUAUUAUUGAUGAUUAUUACAAAUAUUCUAGUAAAAAGCUUUUCUUUUGUUUUAGUUAGCAGUACUGUUAGUAUUUGGUAUUGACUAGACCUGUCUCCCUUUCUUGCUUAAAGAGGUGGGCGUGGUCACGAGUUUAGUUCAAUAGGCUUUGCUUCCUUGACCUUUGAUACAGAGACUGAAAUGUUCACUGGCUGUCUGCUUUUGCAGCCUGUUCAGGCAUUCUUUCUCUUCUGAAUCUUUUCAUGAGGAGGGUUCUCUAUGUAAAGCUCAUUUAAUCUUGUGGCUAUCUACUAUCUGAGAGACAGUGUGGUUUGUGGGCAAUAGUUUCUGAACUAGGAAUCAGGAAACCAAUUAUCAUUCUGGAGUUGAUCACUGUCUGACUGUGUGACCUUGGGGAAAACAUUAGAGCUCACUGUAGCUCACUAUUUAACUGUAAACCAUGGGGUGAGAUCUGAUCAUCUCCAGAUUCCAGAAUGCUAAACUCACAUUGUGAUGUCAUCAGUUUUGUUCAUCAGUUUGAAGAUUAUUAGAAACUCUGGACUGGACCAUUCAUCCCCCCAGCCUUUUGCUGGAAUAUAUUGAAUCCUUCAGACAGUAUUGACUUGAAAGGGGAUUGCUUCAACCUGCAUACAUUUAUUUGGUUCUUUGUAUCAUGGUUGCAUGUUGCUGUUCACUGAGAGAUGGCAUCUUUUUAUUAUCAUUGUCUUGUCCUCUGGAGGGAGGAGGGCUACACCCAGCCUUCCAAAUAGUUGUGAAUCUACUUCACUCAUUUAUUGAUCUCUGGAUCUCAAGACCAUUUCUACAAGGCACCCAUGCAGCUGAAGGAAUUGGUACAGUUUCUCUUCCAUCAUUAAUCUUUAAUAAUAAUCAGUUGUAUUUAUAGAGUUUAAUUAGCUCUUUUAUCCUCAAAAAGUUAGUUGUACAAACUAUGAGUUUUCUUUGGAACCAUCAUGAACUUCAUUCGGUAGAUGGAGAAUGAAAACUUAGCAGCCCCAGUCACAGUUAGCCAAACAGGGAGCACCCAUGUCCUUAAACCAGAGCCUUCAAAACAUGGCUGUGGCAUUCUUUGGGGCUGGAAGUAUUUAGUAUGCAGAAUGGAUUCCAGUUAGAAAUCAUUUUGCCCAUUUCCUCUCCUAUUUCUGUUACUUCUUGAUAUUCUCUGACUCUUCCGUCUUGGUCAUUAAAGAACUGUGGAUACGGUUGUGGAGGCUCUUCAUUCGUGCUUUUUAUCCUAUUUUGGAUAUGUAUUCUACAUUCUUUAACCAUUAGAAUAUUCAUAUGUACAAAUACUGGUCCAAGGGGAAUACUCUAUUCCUAAACAAGCUCACCAACUGAUGUCUAUAACAAUGAGUUGGUUCUAACUUUUAAGACUUUAGACAGAUACUCUUAAAAAGCAAGAAGAAAGAGUUGAGCACUGCUGCCUCUUGAAACAAAUGUGAAGAUUCCUCUUCAGUAUUGGGAUUUGGGAAUCAUUAUAAAAAUCAAAACCUAGAGAUGUGUUCUCGAUAUUUUGUAUAACUUCAAAGCUUUGUAAGAAAUAGGAGCAAAUGUGUUACUAUUCUGGUUAAUCUAUCCUAAAAACUUGCUAAGUCACCACCAGAAAUAUUAAAUACAACCAGAGCGACACUGUGGAAGCUUUUGAGGUUGGUCAUGUUCAAGCAUCUGGAGAUACUUGCUGUUUUAUUCUAUCUCUCCCAACAGGAAUAGGGAGAACAAGUGAUCUCUUAAUGAGGGACUCAUUUGUUAUAAAACUACUUUCUAUCAUGUGAAUGACAGUUUCCCAACUAGAAAAUACCAUAUCAAAUAUGUACACCAUUUUCCUUUGGAGGAGAGUAACGGUUGUCAGAUCACUGCUCUCCGGCACACAAGGUUCACCUGCCACAGUUCAUCUCAGAAGGAACAUCAUCAUCACCUCUGUGCCAUGCCUAGCUUCCACACAGUCUUGAGGAAAGCUAUGCUUCAUGAAUGUGGGAAGAAAAACUAAUCUUUUGUAUAUGGUGCCAUCUAGUGGUCCACAACAUCGUUACUCAGUUUAACAUACAGCAUACUAAAAGUUAACAGAGAGUAAGUACCUCUUGAGUUUGGCAAAAGAUUCCUGACAAAUAGACAUAGGGAAAUUUUCCUUUCAAGUGUUUAACUUCUUUAUUCAAUAUCAAAUUCAGUUAAGUCACCCAUUUCAAAAUUUUAUGAGUAUAGUACAUCAUCUACUUGCUUAUACACAUCUUAAGUUUCUUUCCUGUAACUUUAUACAAAAUCUGUAAGUUUUUGAACAUUAUCUUUUUUAUUUAUGAAUCCUCUUGAGCUUUGCAUACUUAAAUCUUUUAAUUCCAAAAUAGUAACUUUUAGAAGCAUAAAACUGUAUUCAUUGAGGAGGUGCCCCUGCCCCACAGCUACAUACACUCAAACACAUGGCAUCUCCUUGGGAAUUUUGUUGAUUUAAUAUUUUGAGAUAUAUUCUCGCUAGGCAUCUCAGGAUAGCCUCAAAUCCAUGAUACUAUUUUCAUAGGUUCUCUUUUCAGCAUCUACCAUUGCACCCGCUUUAAAAAUCUUUGUACUUGUAGAAUGUUGUGUCUACAGAAAGGGAAAUUGUGGCUGUUGGUCAAGAACAAUGAUCUUCAGAUCAUGCUGAUCUUCUAAGAUCAGGAAUUUAACAUCAGAGGCAUCGUGUUCUCAUAUUUUUCUACUCAUGACAUUAAUUCCAAUUAGCUUGAUAGCCGUGUACAUGGUGAUGGCAAGCAUGGGUCAAGGAACUCACAGCCACACAUCUUCAAAGCAGACACAUUACCUCUGCUAUCCAAAGAAUCCAUCAUCACCUGAGCAAAUUCAUCUCUUUAAGGAAAGGAUACUUUGGGGGGAUGACAGGUCCAGAACCAAACUGUAUUAUUAGCUAUUUUCAUAUAUGCUAUGAUUCUAUAGUUUUUAAUCAUUCCACUGUAAAAGAGUAGAGACUUUUUAAGGGAAAGUCACAAUGACUACACAUUGAGGGUUCUCUAGAUUUCUAGAGUCCAGAUUCUAGACAUUCAAUGGUUUUAAAGACUUUUUUUCAACAUUUGGAGGAUGGGAUCUGGACACAUCACUUCCGGAGAAAAGCAGGCAGGCUCUUGUAUUACAUCUUGGGGUGUCUCUGUUGAGGACCUGGCAGCUCUGCUCUCGGGCCACUCACACCUCCACAGUCACAGGAUGAAGGGGACUUAUAAGGACAAUGUCUUGUCCCUGAAUCCAUACAUCCACACAGCCCAUGCUCUGGGGCUAAUCAAUGUAGAACCCAAGAAGGAUGUUGGAGAGUAUGUGAUGAAAAUAGAAAAGGUUUACUUGUUCCAAGUCUUCAAGGUGAACACAAAUUUGACCUGAGCAAUCACUCCGGACAGGCAAUCCAUUUAGAAGGCAAUGUCGGUAUAAAUCCAAAGCCAGUGGCAGAAAGGAGGACGACAGAAACAUGAUGGGGGUGGAAUUAGGCUUGAGAUGUCUUUUUUGAAAAGCUUGGAAAAUCUUCUAGAACAUCACUGUUCGAACCAGUCAUUUAUAAAGAUGACAAUGGCCAAUGAGCAUCUUAUUUUAUAGAUCCAAAAGGAAAACUAUUUUUAUUAUUAUCUCAUUAAUAAAACUGGUUUUGCCUUCCGAGUGCCUCGUGGGACCAACUAUCUUAUUCCUUUGGUUUUGUAUUGCUUUUGUAUUUUUAAAGAAUACUGAGCUGACGUUGACCGAAAACCUUCUAAUUUCCCUUCUGUGCAAUGAAAUGUUGUUUCUCUGCCCCCGAGAGAUGUGUUUGUAUCACCUCUGCUUAUACUGAUCACCUUGACAGUUCCCCAGCAAUUUUUUUUAUGGAAUUGGGACUAUGGGGAAUAUACAGAUCAUAACCAAUACUAAUUGGUUAAGUUCAUGUCCAUAUAGGCUAAAUAAGCCACAUGAAGUCAUAACUGUUUCCAAAAAAGCUGACAACUAGGCUCACUUGCUUUGUGAGAGUGGAGAUGGCCUGCAUGUGCCUGGGUGGAGUAUCUCUUCAGACUAACAAUGCAGCUAUGGAUCCUUUGGUUUUAUUGGCCAUCGCCCUUGUUUUGAAAACUUACUGCCAUAGUCUUCAGAACAUUCACUGGGCUUGACUGCUUUCUUUAUUGAGCUGUGGUGGGAUAGUAAUGGGCUCCUUCAACCAACAGUAUUUUCUGUCAGAGGCCUAAAGUAUGGUUGGGGAAGUAUCCUCAGGACAAACAAACACACACCAUAAACAUAAAAGCAGGCAAACCCCAUGAGACACUACCUGCAAUUCUUCAGUAUAUUCAACUAUAUAUACUAAAGGGAUCUGUCCCAAGAUCAUCCAGAAUCCUCAACUGGAAGCCCUUGCCAUAUAUCAGGACAGUCAUGGCCCAACCCACUAGUUGUUCAAGGGAAAACCAGGGAGUGUAUGAAAUACAAUCAACUGUCCACCAGCCAUGCUAUUUGCUAUGGUGCACCAGCUUUUAUAUAUGAUUUGAGAAUUUGUGCUAUGGCGGAAUCAUAAAUUGCCCGCAACAGUACUGUUGGGCCAUUUUACAUUAGCCUAAACCAUGUGUCAUCUUUCCAUAUCAAAGGCCUAAUGCCAUGGAGCCUGGUGACACCCAGCAGUGGUGACUGUGAACCGUGGGCUGUUGUACUGAUCGGCAGCCUAAGGGUGAUGAGCUCUUGGCCUUUGAUCUUCACUCAGCACUAUGAAGCGGCAACAUCAAAGCAUCAUGAUGAGCUGUAUGUUAAACCAGUUGUAAGACAACAUACAAAACAAGAAAUCCACAGCCAGUAGAAAAUGCCUUUGCCGGUUUUGUGUUUCUGCAGUCAUUAAUAAGACCUGUAACUGUAUACAUAUGGACUUUCAUAUUUUUCUUCAGAUCUUGGAAAAGAAAGAGGAGCCAGUUGAACAUAAGACUUGUAUGCCUUCUUUCACUUUUUCCUAGACCUACUAUGGGUAGCAAUGCCCUCAACCUCCAGUCAAUGUGUUUAGCCAAGUUGCAGGGAAUAUCAUCACUGUGUGUGUGCAUUGUGUGUGUGUUGGGUAUCACAGUGUUGUAUGUAUUGAACUUAAUGUUGAGCUGGAGGGAACCAGUAACCUUCCUCUUUGUUCUAAAGAUGAAAACCAAUAUUCAUUAGAAAAAACAAUCCCCAGCUCUCUGCUAAAGAGACGCUGGGUCACCCUUGUACUGUCUUCUUUCAACCAGCUCAACUUCAUAAUUAUCAGGUUAAAAGUUUAUGCUUUGUCUGUUUUUCUCUUUUUAGCAAAAACAACACAACCUUGGCUUCUCAGAUAUGGAACACUUCUUUGUUAUAGAAUUCUGUCUUGCUGUAUCUUCUAUGCAAUUCCUUUUCUAACGACCCCUGGUGGCAGAGGAGUGCUCUGCAGCAUUCCGCUCAUCGCCUUGCUGUGUGGUGGAGGUGAGGGAUACCAGCGUUGGGUGUGCCUCUUCUCUCUCCCCAGUUGCCUCACCCAAUUUUCCGGCCGUCCCCUUGGUUUGUAAAUUGCCUGCAUUUAUUCUGUCAGCCAACAUGUACAAAAUGUAAGAAAGAAUUUUUAAACAGGUAAUAAAUUAUAUUUAUAAG
Molecule: messenger RNA, 9422 nt
Organism: Microtus ochrogaster (prairie vole)
Lineage: Eukaryota; Metazoa; Chordata; Mammalia; Rodentia; Cricetidae
Gene: Unc5c
Product: unc-5 netrin receptor C
Biological process (GO): netrin-activated signaling pathway; axon guidance
Cellular component (GO): membrane
Molecular function (GO): netrin receptor activity; protein binding
Source: RefSeq, a predicted model, not a curated record